Saccostrea echinata is the source of this 6712-nucleotide messenger RNA. RefSeq lists its product as uncharacterized. Bases 141 to 6479 code for a protein of 2112 amino acids. Gene Ontology annotation, biological process: protein folding. Lineage: Eukaryota; Metazoa; Mollusca; Bivalvia; Ostreida; Ostreidae. The record is from RefSeq and is a predicted model, not a curated record. Gene Ontology annotation, molecular function: ATP-dependent protein folding chaperone; oxidoreductase activity; phosphopantetheine binding. The transcript has 42 exons. Gene Ontology annotation, cellular component: nucleus; cytosol.
UCUGCGGGACUGUUUCAACAACAGCCAUUGAGGCGUUUUAGCCGACUGCAUUUCACGUGUCUUCCAGAAGAUACGAGUAUUCGAACAAAAAGUUUACUGAAUUUCUUCUCAUAAUCGAAACAAAGUCGUAAGGGACAGACAUGUCGGUCGUUGGAGUAGAUGUAGGUAGCCUCACGUGCUACACAGCUGUAGCUAGGACGGGGGGCAUUGAGACCAUAGCAAACGAGUACAGUGAUCGAUGCACGCCAGCUUAUGUGUCUUUGAAUGAGAAAACAAGGUCCAUUGGAACCUCUGCCAAAAAUCAGUGUAUCACAAAUGUGAAAAAUACAUUCUCCUGUUUUAAAAGAUUUAUUGGAAGACAGUAUGAUGAUCCCUUGGUGCAAAAAGAGUUGCAGGAUCAUCCAAAACCAUUUUUAGUUAAUAAGAGUCCAACAGGAGGCAUUGUAUUACAGGCUAGAUACAUGGGUGAGUUGCAAUCAUGGACUCCAGAACAAGUGACAGCCAUGUUGCUGACCAAGAUAAAAGAAACGGCAGAGAAUGCUCUAAAAACCAAAGUUGUUGACAUUGUUGUGUCUGUACCCAACUAUUUUACAGAUGUUGAGAGGAGAGCCAUGCUGGAUUCCUGCGAGAUCAGUGGAUUAAACUGUCUCAGACUUAUGAAUGAUUCCACUGCAGCUUCGCUGGCGUAUGGUAUAUACAAGCAAGACCUACCUGGAGAAAAUGAAAAACCAAGAAAUGUUGUCUUUUUGGACAUGGGAUAUUCAACCACACAGGUUGCAGCUGUGGCAUUUAAUAAGGGAAAACUAAAGAUGCUGGCAGUGGAAUCGGAUCCUUGUCUAGGAGGGAGAGAUUUUGAUAAAGUACUUGUGGAGUAUUUUGCUGAAGACUUCAAAACAAGAUACAAAGUUGAUGUUCAUACUAAUCCUAAGGCUUAUGUGAGAUUGACUCAAGAAUGUGAAAAACUGAAAAAGUUGAUGAGUGCAAAUUCAACAAACAUUCCUAUAAACAUUGAGUGUUUCAUGAAUGACAAGGAUGUGUCUGGGAAAAUGGAUAGGGCCAAAUUUGAAGAGCUGUCUGAACAGUUGUUGGCAAAAGCAAGAGCAUUAUUCACAAAAAUCAAGAAUGAAUGUAAAGACAUAUACUCUGUUGAAAUCGUGGGAGGUUCUUCGCGUAUCCCAGCAGUAAAGAACUUGGUGCAGGAAAUAUUUGGCAAGGAACCAAGCACAACUUUGAAUGCAGAUGAAGCUGUUGCACGUGGCUGUGCUCUGCAGUGUGCUAUCUUGUCUCCAACUUUCCGUGUUCGAGAUUUUAACAUCAUUGAUACACAGCCCUACCCCAUUACACUCUGUUGGCAAGGGGGAACAGAAAAUGAUUCGUCUUUGGAGGUAUUCCCAAGAUUUCAUCAAAUCCCAUUCUCAAAGAUGUUGACCUUCUACCGUAAGGAACCAUUCCAACUUGAGGCCAGAUAUACAUCACCAGAAAUUGUCCCACAUAAAGAGUCAUAUCUAGGGUGUUUUAAUAUACAAAAGGUCACACCUGCUGCAAAUGGGGAAAGUGCAAAAGUGAAGGUAAAAGUUCGAAUCAAUAAUCACGGAAUUUUCUCUGUAAUGUCAGCCACACAGACAGAACAACUGGAGGAUGAAGGAAAGGAGGAGGAAAGCAUGGAUGUUGAUGGAGAGAAAAAGACAGAAGCCCAAAUUAAUGGAGAGACACCAAUGCAGACCGACCAAUCGGGGGAAAACAAACCUGCUGAGAAAAAUGAAGGUGGAGAAGAGAAAAAGGAAGAGGGUAAAGAUGAAAAAGAUACCAAGAAAACAGUAAAGAAGAAGGUGAAGAAAACAGACCUUCCUGUAGAACAACUCGUUCCUCAACUGCCAGCGGGAGAGAUUCUCAAACUAGUGGAACGCGAGAAUGAAAUGAAGAUGCAGGAUAAGAUGGAGAAGGAACGUGGUGAUGCCAAAAAUGCCGUGGAGGAGUAUGUGUAUGAUAUGAGAGACAAGAUCAGAAGUGAAUAUGCCCCAUUCAUGAAAGAAGAGGAUGCAGAAAAGUUCCACAAGCAGUUAACAGACACAGAGGACUGGUUAUACGAUGAAGGAGAUGAUCAGAUGAAACAUGUCUAUGUAGAAAAACUGGAUGAAUUGAAUAAAAUUGGUAAGCCUGUGCAGGAUCGACACAGGGAACACACAGAGAGGCCGGCAGCGUUUGAGGAGUUGGCAAAAUCCAUCACACACACCCGCAAAUUUCUGGAUCUCGUAGCACAAAAGGAUGAAAAAUAUGAUCAUAUAGAUCCAGCUGACAUAGAAAAAGUAAAGAAAUGCUUGGGUGAAAAGACAGACUGGUAUGAAAAAAAUUUAAAUGCCCAGAACCAACUGAAACCAUACGAUAAACCUGCUGUGUUAGCCUCUCAAAUUUUGUCAACAAAGAAGACAUUAGACUCGAUGUGUCAUCCCAUCAUGAAUAAACCCAAACCAAAAGUAGAACCCCCAAAGGAGGAAAAGAAAGAAGAGAAAAAAGACGAUAAUAAAGACUCAGCCCCAGCAUCUGGGGAACAACAAACAAAUAAUUCCGCAGAGGGAGGGCCCAAACAGGAGAUGGAGGUGGAUUACUGUGAUAAGAAACCAAAAAUGGAAUAUGAAAAAGAGGGUCUCCUCCAUGAGAUGUUUGUCAGGCAGGCUGAAAGUACACCUGACAAAAUCGCCAUUGUUGAAGCUGGUGGAAGACAAAUUACUUUUCGAGAUCUACAUGGAGAUUCUAACACCCUGGCCAAAUCUUUAAGAGGAAAAGGUGUCAAGCAUGACUCCUGUGUUGGAAUAUACCUCAACAAAAGCAUUGAGUUUUCUAUUACCUAUAUUGCUAUUUUGAAAGCUGGUGGCGCCUAUUUACCUCUGGAUGUGUCCUACCCAGCUUCAUUAAUGGGUUCCGUUCUUAAUGAUGCUGAACCAGUGGCUGUUGUUACCUCCACUGAUCUGGUCAGCCACAUUGAAGGUGUGAAAAAUGUCAUUGUACUAGAUGAAGGCUGGCAGAAGAGACAAGAAGAAGAAAAUAAAAAUAAGGAAUUCCCAAAUUUGGAUUUGACUUUGGACAAUCUUGCAUAUAUUGUAUACUCAUCUGGAACUACUGGCCGUCCUAAAGGUAUCAUGUGUCCACAUAGAGGAGCUGUAUUUUCCUAUCAUCACAGACAUGUGACAUUCCCAUAUGAAACAGAGGACAGAGAAGCGUCUAAUAUCUUCUUCACCUGGGAAAUGUUACGACCCCUCCUGAAAGGAAUUCCGAUGUAUAUUAUUCCAAACACAGUAAUCUAUGAUCCACCCCUCUUGUGUCAGUUCAUUAAGGAUCAUGCCAUCACUCGGAUGUUGUUCACCCCCUCUCUUCUGGAAGCCAUUCUAAACUCACCAGGACUUCAACUCAAGGAUAUGUUCAAGUCAUUCAAACAGAUUUGGUUCUGUGGAGAAGUUGUCACCACUGCUUUGAUGCAGAGAUGUAUCAGUUUGUUACCCUGGAUCAGAUUCAUCAAUCUCUACAGUAUAUCAGAGAGUCAUGAUGUCGCGUGUGAAGAUCUAUCACAGUAUUUCAAAGAACAUAAGGAUGACUUGAAGACCCGAAAAUUUUGUCCAGCGGGACGGGUCCUACCUGGUGUCAAUAUUGUCAUCAUGAAUGAGGAGGGAAACCCCCAACCAGUGGGGUCAUCUGGGGAGAUUUAUGUUGGUGGACCCACUUUAGCCAGAGGUUACCUGAAAAGGCCUGAGAUGACAGCCAGUAGAUUUAUCAAGAGACCAGAAGGGGUACCAGCAUCCUGUGGGGACAGGCUUUAUAAAACUGGGGACUGGGGCUACAUGUUGUCUGAUGGCAGACUGGAAAUAUGUGGCAGAUGUGACUCAAUGGUGAAAAUCAGAGGAUACUCAAUAGAAGUACAGGCUGUUGAAGCAGCCCUGAUGGAGCUCCCUAUGGUCAAUGCUGCUGUGGUCCUUGUCAAGGGAGCAGAAGGGGAGGACAAAUUUCUGGCGUCCUAUAUUGUACCUGAAGGUCAGACAACUAAGAAAGAGGUCCGGACUGCCCUCAAACAAAGACUUCCAUUCUAUAUGAUUCCUUCUUACCUAAUUUUUCUGUCCAGUAUUCCAAUAGUUCGAGCCACAGGAAAAUUAGACAAGAGUGCAUUACCUCCCUUUGAUAAGCUGCCAGAGGAAGACACUGAUGGUGGAACGUUACCAUCAACAGAGACGGAGAAGACUGUGGCAGCAAUGUGGACAAAGGUUCUCAAGAUCAGACAUGUUGACACUGAAGAAAGCUUCUUUGAUCUUGGAGGACACUCCCUCCUUGCCACAGAGCUACUGAAUCACAUCAGAGAAAAAUAUGACAUCGACAUCGCAGUGAAGGACUUGUUUUUAUUCCCUACAAUCUCUACUAUCAGUAAACUUAUUGAUACAAAGUUAAACAAAUCUGAAGACAUUAAAGUUGUGCCUUCUCAGGAUGUGAAUCUUGUGAAUGAAGUUCAAGUUCACAACCAAGUUAAAGUCAAUAUAGAUAUGCAGUUAAGAGCCUUUUGGAGAAUUUUUAAUUUGGACAAUAAAAAAAGAUUUAGGAAAGCUCGAGUUCUCCUAACUGGUGCCACAGGGUUUCUGGGAGCCUUUCUUCUGAAGGAACUUCUACUGCAGACAAAGUGUUCCAUCACCUGUUUGGUUCGAGAGAUGCCUGGUCAGUCAGGCCAGGAGAGGGUGGAGAAUACCCUCACACAGUACGGAAUACUGGCCUCCACAGCUACCCCCACUGAGGAGCAGGCAGGGCUAGCCAAGCUGUUCCAGAGUAACGUUCACAUUGUUCAAGGAGAGGUAGCCCUGGUCAAUCUGGGUAUGAAUGAUGAUGACUAUAACUAUAUGUGUACAGACACAGACUUCAUCAUCCAUGCAGCUGCUGCAGUAAACCUAGUGUAUCCUUACGGUGCUCUACAUGGAGCUAAUGUGAGAGGCACAGCCAAUGUCAUUCAGUUUGCUUGCACUGGGAAAAUUAAACCCAUCCAUUACAUUAGUACAGAUGCUGUGUUUCCCAAUGGAAUGAAAAAUUGUGAAGAGGAAGCUGAUAUAUCAGACCUCAGUGACCAACUGACUGAUGGCUACUCACAGUCUAAGUGGGUGGCAGAACAGAUUGUUACUGGUGCCAGAAAAAGGGGGAUUCCUGCUGCCAUUUAUAGACUAGGUAACAUGAGCGGAGACAGACAAGGUGCCCAUUGGAAUCCACAGGACUUUACCCUGAUGAUCCUACAGGCCUGUGUAGGAUUAGGAGUUGCUCCUAUUGUGGACUGGGAAAUGGAGAUGACUCCAGUAGAUUUUGCUGCAGAGUUUAUUGUCAGAAUGACUUACAACCUGUCACUUUCUCUUGGAAAAACAUUCCAUGUUAUCAACAACAAGCCACUGCAGUCAAGGUGGGUCUUUGAAUGGAUGAAUGCACAUGGUUAUCCUAUCCAGCUCAUCAAGUUUGAAGACUGGAAAGAUAGAAUGUUACAUGAAAAUGGGAACACAUCGAAAAUCAGUAAGAAUUUGCAGAGAAUAGUAGAAUCUUAUGCAAGUAAUUCAGACUUUUUCUCAAGACUGAGCACCUACAAAACAGAGAACUUUGACCAGGCUCUGAAAUCCUUAGAUCUGGCGUAUCCUUACACAGACAAUAACUUGCUUAGUCAUUACUUCCAACAGCUGACAAGGAGAAAGAUUAUUACACCAUUAGUUUCCAAAACUGCAAUGAGAGGUAAGAGACUGAGUGGUAAAAUUGCUAUAGUAACUGGAGCCUCCAGUGGUAUAGGAGAAGCCAUUGCCAAGGGCUUGGCCUCGGAGGGGGCUAAGGUUGCCAUAGCAGCACGGAGGAUUGAUCGGCUAGAAAAACUCCAGAAACAAAUUGAAGAAGAAGGAGGGAUAGCAGUCUGUAUUAAAACAGAUGUCAUUGUGAGAGAUGAGGUAAAAGAACUAGUCAGACACACAGAAUCUGUCCUGGGACCAGUGGACAUUUUGGUCAACAAUGCUGGUGUCAUGUACUAUACCAUGAUGAAGAACCUGAAUGAAGAUCAGUGGGAAAGACAGAUUGAUAUCAACUGUAAGGGAUUAACAAAUUGUAUUGGUGGUGUGUUGGAUGGAAUGUUAAAAAGGAAAUCUGGUCAUAUAAUCAACCUUUCCUCUGAUGCAGGGAGAAAGGGAUUUCCAGGAUUGGCUGUGUACUCAGGAACUAAAUUUUAUGUAGAAGGUCUGUCACAGGCACUUAGACAGGAAGUGUGUGGGAGUGGAAUCAGAGUCACGUGUAUACAACCCGGGGACGUUAAAACAGAACUCUUAGUUCAUACAACUGACACUGAGGCAAAAGAAGCAUAUGAUGGAAGCAGUAAUUGUAAGAUCCUGGAGCCCUCUGACAUUGCCAAUGCUGUGAUUUAUGCUACUACUCAACCAGAGUACGUAGGAGUGAACGAGAUUCUGAUAGAACCAAGAGAAGCACCAGCCUAGAAGAUCAGUCUCUUGGCACAUAGCUUAUACAAUAGUCUUUCAAGUUAAUGAACUGUGAAAACCAAGUUGACUUAUAAAAAACUUAGUCUAAAAUGCAAUAUUGUUUACUGUUAUAUAAUAAAUUUCACUCAAUGUUAACAUUUCUGUAUAUGUUAUAUUCCUUGAUAUUAAACUUGACCAAAACAUGUCUUUUCUACAUGAAUACCAAAAUGAAUUAAAACUCAGAAUCAACA